This is a messenger RNA of Carcharodon carcharias (great white shark), 420 nucleotides long. RefSeq names its product histone H2A-like. The record is from RefSeq and is a predicted model, not a curated record. Bases 1 to 420 code for a protein of 139 amino acids. The transcript has 2 exons. Gene Ontology annotation, molecular function: structural constituent of chromatin; DNA binding; protein heterodimerization activity. Gene Ontology annotation, cellular component: nucleosome. Lineage: Eukaryota; Metazoa; Chordata; Chondrichthyes; Lamniformes; Lamnidae.
AUGUCUGGUCCUGGCAAAACCGGAGGCAAAGGGUAUGCCAAGGCCAAGACUCGCUCCUCCAAGCCGGUCUCCAGUUCCCCGUUGGCCGUAUCCACCAAGGGUCACUAUGCCGAGCGUGUUGGGGGUGGAACCCCUGUCUACUUGGCCACCGCCCUUGAGUACCUGACCGCCGAGAUCCUCGAACUGGCCGGCAACACAGCCCGGGACAACAAGAGGACACAUCACUCACGAUGGCUUAAAAGGAGCCCUGAAGAUCCAAGAAGGCAGCCGAAGUUGAUGACUCCAUGCUGCAAAGGGGCAAAGGUCAAAGGCCAAAGCGCUGAAAAUGUGCUUGUGGUGGUACUUGAGUGUGCUUAUGAACCCUGGGGAACAGAAUCCCAGACAACAAAAUUGAAACACUGUGAAGUGUGCCGUCAUUGA